Messenger RNA from Erpetoichthys calabaricus (reedfish), 7003 nucleotides. RefSeq names its product phosphoglucomutase-like protein 5. The transcript is spliced from 11 exons. Gene Ontology annotation, molecular function: phosphoglucomutase activity; magnesium ion binding. Lineage: Eukaryota; Metazoa; Chordata; Cladistia; Polypteriformes; Polypteridae. Gene Ontology annotation, biological process: carbohydrate metabolic process; striated muscle tissue development; myofibril assembly. Gene Ontology annotation, cellular component: cytosol; cell-substrate junction; sarcolemma. The coding region runs from base 535 to 2235 and encodes 566 amino acids. The record is from RefSeq and is a predicted model, not a curated record.
UCCUGCCCACUGGCCGACUGCACCGCUGCUCCCGUGCUGACAGCAUUUGAUUAUCUAGAACAAGUGUCGGAGCGCACACAAAGCGUCCGGUUACCUCUGGCACAAGACAAUUCUUCCCCUUUAUCCGCUGGGCUAUUUUUGGUUGUCGCUGCUGCAGCUGAUUGCAAACGUUUUAUGGCCCUCCCUGAAUUUUUGGCAAGCUCCUUCUCUUGUUCGAAGCUUCUCACUUGAGAGAAGGCAGUGGAAAAGCUGCUAUCUGACCAGCGCUGAGUAUAAGCAGUGCUUUACGCGGCACCCUCCCAUUGUCCCACGCGACGUCGGAUCCGACAGUGGGUUACAGGAAAAGUCGCGGCAUUAAUCGAGAUAGGUCGCUGUUUCGUUUCCAGAGAGGACUAGCUUACUCGCUUGUUUGCAGGUCCGCUUGAGGGAUCCAGAGGGGCGUGUGCGCUCAGCUUGUCAAAGAGCUCAAGACGCAGCGGCAGUGGUGCGGAGAAGUGGAACAUCUGAAAAGACGCUUUUCUUUUAAGAGGCAACAUGGAUAUCACCCCCAUCCCAGUGGUCACGGUGCAGACAUCUCCGUAUGACGACCAGAGACCAGGAACCAGUGGUCUUAGGAGACGAACGGUGAUUUUUGAGAGUAAAAGGAAUUAUUUGCAGAAUUUCAUCCAGAGUGUCCUUUCAUCCAUAGACCUGAGAGAUAGACAGGGCUGCACGAUGGUGGUGGGAAGUGACGGUAGAUACUUUAGCCGAACAGCGAUUGAAGUUAUCGUCCAAAUGGCAGCAGCAAACGGGAUUGGUCGUCUGGUUAUUGGCCACAAUGGACUUCUAUCAACCCCAGCUGUUUCAUGUAUUAUUAGGAAAAUAAAAGCAAUUGGAGGAAUAAUUCUUACAGCUAGCCAUAAUCCAGGGGGACCAGGAGGCGAUUUUGGGAUAAAAUUCAAUGUAGCAAAUGGUGGUCCUGCUCCAGAUGUAGUCACUGACAAGAUUCAUCAGAUUAGCAGGACUCUGGAGGAGUAUGCUAUCUGUCCUGACCUCAGAAUUGACCUUUCCAGGCUUGGCAGGCAAGACUUUGACUUGGAGAAUAAAUUUAAGCCAUUCAGAGUUGAAAUAGUUGACUCAGUGGAUGUUUACCUCAGCAUGCUUCGCAGUAUUUUUGAUUUCAGCAGUAUCAAGGGACUCCUGACUGGGCCAGAGCAGCUUAAGAUAAGAAUAGAUGCUAUGAAUGGAGUGAUGGGUCCUUAUGUGAGAAGAAUUCUGUGUGAUGAGCUGGGAGCGCCAGCUAACUCAGCUGUAAACUGUGUACCCUUGGAGGACUUUGGAGGACAGCACCCUGAUCCUAACCUGACCUACGCAUCUUCUCUUGUUGAAGCCAUGAAGGGUGGCGAGUAUGGUUUUGGAGCUGCCUUUGAUGGAGAUGGGGAUCGCUAUAUGAUUCUUGGUCAGAAUGGAUUUUUUGUGAACCCUUCAGACUCUCUGGCUGUUAUUGCAGCAAAUGUAUCAUGCAUUCCCUACUUCAAGCAGAUGGGUGUCAGGGGCUUUGCUCGAAGUAUGCCAACCAGCACUGCUUUGGACAAGGUGGCAAAGGCAAUGAAGGUGGCAAUCUACGAAACACCUACAGGCUGGAAAUUUUUUGGCAAUCUAAUGGAUUCUGGUAGAUGUUCACUCUGCGGAGAAGAAAGCUUUGGUACUGGCUCUGACCAUAUCCGAGAGAAAGAUGGACUGUGGGCUGUGCUUGUCUGGUUGUCUAUAAUGGCUGCUCGAAAGCAAGGUGUGGAAGAAAUUGUAAGGGAUCACUGGGCCAGACUGGGACGCAACUACUACUGCAGGUUUGAUUACGAGGGAGUGGACCCCAGGGCUGCGUUUUUCAUGAUGAGAGACCUGGAAGCAGUCAUUACUGACAAACCUUUCAUAGGACAACAGUUUGCUGUUGGAAACCAUGUAUACAGUGUGGAAAAAACAGAAAAUUAUGAGUAUAUAGACCCUGUGGAUGGCAGUGUUGCCAAAAACCAGGGGUUAAGAAUUCUGUUUACUGAUGGAUCCAGAAUUAUAUUCCGGUUAAGUGGUACAGGCAGCACAGGUGCUACUAUCAGAAUCUAUGCUGAGAGCUAUGAACGAGACCCAGAAAAACACAGUAAAGAAAACCAGGCAGUGCUGGGGCCUCUGAUUGCCAUCGCAUUGAAGAUUUCAGAGAUUCAUGAGCGGACAGGGCGUAAAGGACCUACAGUCAUCACUUGAACCCAGACACAUCAACUCAAAAGGGGCCAAAGACAUACUGUGCUUCCAUUUGACCAUUGCUGCCAAAAUAUUAAUCACCGUUGUGCCUUUUACAAGAGUUUUGAAAUUCCAUGUUCUGUUUUACAAGUCCUGUUUUUCAAGCCACAGUAGCCUCCUUAACAGUAUAACGUUUAUACAGAGCAGUAAUAUUGAACGGGAACCAUAGGCUCUGGUUUAUUCUGUUGUCGUGGAAGUAAUGUAGCCAAGACUUCAAUUACUAAAGGUUACCAUACCUUAAACAACAGAUCAAAAUUUUGCAAAAUUAACAUCUAUGUCUGUCAUACCUUAUUUUAUAUAAAUUAGAUUCAUUAUUAUGGAACAUCACCUUGAAUCUGAAAACACAACACCACACUACACUUUGCUCAAGCACUCUGUUCUACUGUAAGUACUUAACUGAAGUAUGCAUUUUUGUGAGUGACAACAUUUUAACACUUUAAUCCAAAACAAUACAGAUUUUAGUUCUGAAAAUGGUGAUGUUGAUGAAACUACAUACUGCUGCAAAAAUAAAAAUCUUUAUAAAAAUUCAGCAGGUUUUCCAUCAGAAUUAAACCAUGCAUAGCUUUAUACUUUCUGCAUUUACUUUAUGAAGCGUCUGGACCUCCACUACUGCUAUCACUUGCAAGUCGCUUUCCAGACAUUUUGUUUUAAGGGUUACGCAUUUAAACCUCCAGAAAAGUACAUUUUGAAUCCAGUAGCUCUUUCUUCUCACAAUUGUCUUUCUUUUAUUGAAAAGUGUUUAUGCACGUGUGUCAACUAUGUAACCACUUCUAGUCACUUCUCAUGCCUUGCCCACUAUACAACAAACAGUGUAGGCAUAAACUUGUACGGUCUGAAAUAAACAGCACAAAAAUCAUGAACUUACUGUACAGUACAUAUAUAUUUAUUCUGAUUUCUUCCAAAAUGUAUUAAGCAUUAAUUUUUCAUGCACAUUAUUUGUAUGGCAGAAUUUAUUACAGGCAUUAAAGUUAUUUUUGUGAAAAUCUUAUAAUUGAUUUUCCACUUAUCAAGCAAUUAAUAUAAAUACAAUUCCUAUUACAGGACUGACACCAGAGCUGCUGUUUACCCACCAUGCAUUUUUCCUCAGGCACUUAUUCAUAUUUACUUUUGCUUUAAAAGUACAUACAUCUUCAAAAAACUCUGAAGAUAUACACACACACACACAUCAUUUACUGUAACAGAAAAAAAUAAGAUCACUUGGCAGCUAAAACUGAAAUAAUUGCUUUCGAAGGAUGGAAGACACUGUGGCUAAAUGAGAGGUAGUGGUACUUAAAACACCUUACCAAAUCUUUUUGACAAAACACAAUCUUAUAUGCAAUAAGGCUGUGUGUAACUACUUUAACAUCAAGUUGAUGUAUACAUUUUAAUGCCUCUUUUCAUAAAGCUGGUGUUAUAAAGAUCACUUUUACGUGCUGUGCUCCAUUAGAGUUUUUUUUUUGCCCACCACGUGUGGUGUCCUGUACAGAAUGUGCUACAGAUUGUAACGCAGAUAGACAACUUGGUCACCCUAAAGUGAGGCACCUCUGUUUAAAAUAGUUUUGCCCUGCAACCACACAUAAAGUAAAAUAAAAAAAUUGACGAUGUACAGUACAAUUAUUUGGUUCACUUUUGUUGGCUGCCACUGUAUUUGGACAAAAAGGCAGUUAAGGUCUAUAGUAAACAUAAAAAAAGUAUUUGAUUCACAAUAUUUAUUUUAUUAUAGCCUAUGUUCUUUAAAAAAGUGAAAACACAAGAUUAUGUUAUUCAAAAGGUGACAUAACAGUGUAAUCAGGAUAUUAAAAUUCAAUUGCGGAAAAUCAAAUAUGGAAAAAAAUAACCAGAAUGAAUACAACUAAAUUUUAUACGCAGAGGAUCAUGACAAUAUUCAUAUAUAAUCUGGAACUCAGUCAAAGUAAUCUACGUCCACAUGAGAUCAUUAAUCUGACUUGUUACAGUGGUACAGUGGUGCUAAAAAUACCAAAGUAACACUUUCAGACUCUGUUAACUCUUUUUUAUAUGUAGAAUAAAACAUUUUUGGUCAGCUACUUUAUUUCAUAUUCUUACCCAGGCAUUACCUGAAAAAAUUUAAGACAUAAGGGAUCACUUUUGGUUCUGAAACUGUUACUUAAGUCCAUAAUGUUUUAUCAAGAAAAUACAACAUACAGUGUCAACAGCAUUUCAGUGCUGACAAUGUAAACAAUAUGACAUCCGGAAAAGCCCUUAGGAAUAUUUCAGAAAUAACCUACUGCACAUAGCACAAAAUAAUAUAUUCCAAUGAAUUCUCCAUAUGUGCGUAAAAACCCUUAGAUAACUCUGAAAAUAAAGAACAUGAUGCUGAGAAAAGAUAACAAAUUAAACAAAAUUUAAUCAUAACACCUUUACAUGAUCAGCUUCAGCUGCAGCUAAGCAGAAAUGAAUAACACAGUGCUGAAAAUUUCAUACUGUAAAGUAAAAGAGAAAACACGUACAAAAGCACAGUAAUAAAAUCCUGCAUGCAAGCAAUGCACAAAACGCACAAAGAAAGCUGAAAAUGCCUUGGUAUUUCUAAAUCCCUUUUAUGAAGAAUAUGGCCAGCGCAUGCUCGCUGCACUCCAGUUCUACACACGCGCAGGCACUUGAGCCUCACAAUGUGCCCAAGAUCACUACAGUGAUGUCAUGCCAUUAUAGCCACGCUUAAAUCCUGCAACAGAAGAAAACAACAGCACACCAAAAAACACAAGAGCUUUCUUAACAAUUUGCAUCACAUUGCUUACAUUUAUAAGUUGCAAGUCCUUUCCUCAUGUGUUUCAUUUUGUUUUUGUUUGCUCAUUAGUUCAAACCAUAUAGCCCACAAUGUAGAACAGUCCCAUCCGCCAUCACACUUCCCAUUCAAACUUUUGUCUGGAAGUUACAUAGCCAUUGUCAUGCGGAAAUGUAGAUUUUUUUAAAUUUUCACUUGUCCCUUUCUACACCACUUUUUCCUCAUAGUCUAAAGCAGGGGUGUCCAAGUCCGGUCCUGGAGGGCCGCAUCGGCUGUAGGUUUUCAUUCUAACCAUCUUCUUAAUUAGUGCCCAGUUUUUGCUGCUAAUUAACUUCUUUUGCCUUAGUUUUAAUUAUUAUCACUCAGACCCCUAAGUUGUUUCUUUUCCAUUAAUUAGCAGCCAAACAAUAAUGAGACAGAAAACAUGCCUCCACAUCAGCUCACCUGUGCCCAUCACGCAAUAUCUGAAAAUAAGAAAAGGUGAAGGUCUCAGUAAGGCUGAUCUGCUCAGGUCACCAAAACAGUUUGACGGUGUUAAUAGAAAACACAGAAAAUCAACAGUUUUGGAAAUGUCUGCUGUGGCAGAAUGAGAGCAGCAACAAGCCAUGGAAUAAAAUGACAGGUUUAAUUAGCAACAAGAAUUGACUUCUCAUUAAGCAACUGCUUGAUGUUUGAGCCCUGCCUUAGCUGGUCACCUGUUGGCUCCCUGGCCUCACAUAUCACUUCUGUUUGGCUGCCAAUUAAUGAAGAAGAAAAUCAAUUCAGAGGACUGAAUCUUAAAAAACAGGACUAUUAAAAUGAAGGGAAAAGGAGUUCAUUAGCAGUGAAAACUGCUCACUGAUUAGGAAGAUGGUUAGAAUGAAAACCUGCAGCCCUCCAGGACCGGAGUUGGACAGCCCUGGUCUAAAGACUCUUGAUGUAAAGAUUUUCAGCAAAGGAGAGAAAUUACCUGACAGGGAAAUGAAGGUGCCAAAUGGGAUAAAGCGGAAGAGUAGACAAAAUGUCAGACAGGAGUUGUAAACGUGUCAGAAAGAGACCAAGCACCAAAAUCAAGUGUUAAACAAAAUUGAAAGUCAAGAAGAAAAUUAGUCAAAGCUGAAGAAUUGUAUGCUAUAUGCUUUUCUUGGAAGUGCUUUUUAGUUUUUGUGGCUCUACAGGUAGUCUUUCUUUUACUCAAAAAAAAUGUUCAGAUACACUGUAUUUUAUAAGUCGAUGACAUUCAUUGUGGCAGCACUAAUAAAACAAAAUGUCACAAGAAUAACAAAUGAAUAAUAGUAAUGGUAACGAUGAGUUCCUAAAACUUAAUUUCUGUAGACAUUGUGUUGCAUCAUAAAAUGAACUGAACAGGUAAUAUUUUUAAUUGUCCCCUAAACUGAAAACAAAUUUAGGUAGGCCUCUAAAGCAAGGUGUUCCUGGUGGAUGUGUGACAUAUUUUCCCAUUUUUACCAGCAGACUGCUGAAAUAAAUGCAAGAACAUUAACCAAAAAAAAAAUUCAGCAAAAAUGUAUUAGUGCAUUUAGUAAUGGCUUUGUAGUCUGUGCCAGAGGUGACACCCUUAUUGCAUGCAUUGUGCAAAAAUCAGUCAGACAUAGGUUACUUUACUUACCCAACCAUGUCUAUGGUUUCUGUUGAAGAGAUAUUAUUAAGAAUUCUUCUUAUGCGUUUUUCUUAAUUUGUUUAAACUUGCCUUCUUCUUUUCUUUAUUCUGAACUUAAAUGCGUUUUUUUUAAUUAUGUCUAGAUUAAUUAACACAGUCUUAUUCAGAAAAGGUCUAAAACAUUCUGCUUGAUAUAAUUGUUUUAUUACAAGUAUGUUAUUCACAGCAAAAGUAAUAAAGUAAAAUGUUGUUUGCAUGAAUUAGAUUAAAUGACACAUUUCUGAACCCAUGAUUUUUUUAGUAGCUAUUUUGACUUAUGUUUUUUGUGAUUUUUAACUAAAUAAAUACUUGUAUUUUUUUUUGCAUUGUUUGUUGCAUGGGCAGCAAAAUAAAUAAAUAUGAAGUGUGCAACACAC